UGGAAAUGGGUAUCAAUCAUCACUUAUGCAUUUAUUAGAAAAACGUCCAGCACUUUUUAUAUCAAAAAUUGAAAAUGAUAAAUGCAUUAUAGAGAUUUAUCAAGAUUUACAAAUUAAAAGAACAAUUAUUAGUUCAACUCGGGAUUUUAUAUCACAUUCUAUAAAAAGAUAUGUUAAAUUAGGAUUGAAUAUAGAAUCUGGAGAAGAUAUAACAAAUGCUAUAAAAAAUAUUGCUAGAACGCAUGUAGCAAACCUUAUGCCAAACCGACUAAUAGAAAAAUCUAAAUUAGGCAUAUUUUCAGGAAUCGAUAAUUUUUAUGAAUGGGUAUGGUCUCAAGAUGAUGAUGUAGGAUAUAUAUAUGUUAGAGUAUUACCUGGAAUUGAAGAAUGGAAGAAAUGGUCACCUGCACAAGUUAUGAAAAUUAUCAAAAAUCAAAAUUUAGAUAUGCUGAACUCUAUCUUUACAGCCCACACUGAAAAUAAUAAACUUUG
This is a messenger RNA of Dentiscutata heterogama, 492 nucleotides long. The record is from the annotation of a GenBank genome assembly. Lineage: Eukaryota; Fungi; Glomeromycota; Glomeromycetes; Diversisporales; Gigasporaceae.